This is a messenger RNA of Leptosomus discolor (cuckoo roller), 2085 nucleotides long. The record is from RefSeq and is a predicted model, not a curated record. NCBI's taxonomy places the organism in Eukaryota, Metazoa, Chordata, Aves, Leptosomiformes, Leptosomidae.
UGCUGUGAUCUGGGAUUCCACGCCAGCCUCGCUCGGACCUUCAGGACGUACCUGUCUGCCGAGUACAACCUGGAAACCUCCCGCCACGAGGGCCUGGACAUCAUCGAGAAUGCUGUGGACAACCUGGAUGCGCGGAGCGACAAGCACACCAUCAUGGACAUGUGCAACCAGGUCUUCUGCCCUCCGCUGAAGUUCGAGUUCCAGCCUCACAUGGGGGAUGAGGUGUGUCAGGUCAGCGCCCAGCAGCCUGUGCAGACCGAGUUGCUGAUGCGGUACCACCAGCUGCAGUCACGACUGGCCACCCUCAAGAUAGAGAACGAAGAGGUACGAAAAACUCUGGAUGCCACAAUGCAGACUUUGCAGGACAUGCUGACGGUGGAAGAUUUUGAUGUUUCAGAUGCCUUCCAGCAUAGUCGCUCCACUGAGUCGGUCAAAUCAGCUGCAUCAGAGACCUACAUGAGUAAAAUAAACAUCGCCAAAAGGAGAGCCAACCAGCAGGAAACCGAAAUGUUCUAUUUUACAAAAUUUAAAGAGUAUUUGAAUGGCAGCAACCUUAUCACGAAGCUCCAGGCUAAACAUGACUUGCUGAAGCAGACUCUUGGAGAAGGUGAGAGAGCCGAAUGCGGAACAACCAGGCCCCCAUGUCUUCCCCCUAAGCCACAGAAAAUGAGGAGACCUAGGCCUCUCUCAGUCUAUAAUCAUAAACUCUUUAACGGCAAUAUGGAAACGUUCAUUAAGGAUUCGGGACAGGCUAUUCCCCUUGUAGUGGAAAGCUGCAUUCGGUACAUCAAUUUGUACGGCCUUCAGCAGCAGGGCAUUUUCAGAGUCCCUGGCUCCCAGGUGGAAGUGAACGACAUCAAGAAUUCGUUCGAAAGAGGUGAAGAUCCCCUUGCUGAUGACCAAAACGAACGUGACAUUAAUUCGGUGGCUGGAGUCUUGAAGCUGUAUUUCCGAGGACUGGAAAACCCCCUCUUUCCUAAGGAAAGGUUUCAAGAUUUGAUCUCUACUAUAAAAAUCGAGAACCCCACUGAGAGAGUGCACCAGAUCCAGCAAAUCAUCGUUACCCUGCCUCGGGCUGUCAUUGUUGUCAUGAGAUAUCUUUUUGCUUUCCUCAAUCACUUGUCGCAGUACAGCGAUGAGAACAUGAUGGAUCCCUACAACCUGGCCAUCUGCUUCGGGCCCACUCUGAUGCACAUUCCAGAUGGGCAGGAUCCGGUGUCCUGCCAGGCCCACGUCAAUGAGGUCAUCAAAACCAUCAUCAUUAACCACGAGGGCAUCUUCCCCAGCCACAGAGAGCUGGAAGGACCUGUCUACGAGAAGUGCAUGACUGGAGGGGAGGAGUACUGUGACAGCCCACACAGCGAGCCAGGCACCAUCGAUGAAGUUGACCAUGACAACGGCACGGAGCCGCACACCAGCGAUGACGAAGUGGAGCAGAUUGAAGCCAUCGCAAAGUUUGACUACAUUGGGCGAUCUCCACGAGAGCUCUCCUUUAAGAAAGGGGCCUCGCUCCUCCUGUACCAUCGGGCAUCAGAAGACUGGUGGGAAGGGAGACAUAAUGGUGUGGAUGGCCUCAUACCCCACCAGUACAUUGUGGUGCAAGACAUGGAUGAUGCGUUCUCCGACAGCCUGAGCCAGAAGGCGGACAGCGAGGCAAGCAGCGGGCCGCUGCUGGAUGAUAAAGCCUCCUCCAAGAACGACAUCCAGUCCCCGACGGAUCAUAUUGUGGACUAUGGCUUUGGGGGAGUCAUGGGCCGAGUGAGAUUGAGGUCUGACGGUGCAGCUAUCCCUCGCCGUCGAAGCGGGGGGGACACCCACAGCCCGCCCCGAGGGAUGGGGCCUGGCCUAGACACUCCUCCUCGAGCAGCGGCCUGCCCUAGCAGCCCCCACAAAAUACCUCUUAACAGGGGCAGGAUUGAGAGUCCCGAAAAGCGCAGAAUGGCGACAUUCGGCAGUGCAGGCAGCAUCAAUUUCCCAGACAGGAAGGCCUUGUCUGAUGGCCACCCGCUGAGAUCGACCUGUGGAUCGACUAGACACAGUAGUCUCGGAGAUCAGAAAUCUCUAGAAGCAGAAGCGCUUGCUGAG